Molecule: messenger RNA, 1362 nt
Organism: Exophiala aquamarina CBS 119918
Lineage: Eukaryota; Fungi; Ascomycota; Eurotiomycetes; Chaetothyriales; Herpotrichiellaceae
Exons: 3
Coding region: 1-1362 (453 amino acids)
Biological process (GO): DNA repair; DNA replication checkpoint signaling; mitotic intra-S DNA damage checkpoint signaling
Cellular component (GO): checkpoint clamp complex
Source: RefSeq, a predicted model, not a curated record
AUGCCGACUUUCCUAUUCACUCUGUUACCUAGUGGCGUUGGUCACUUACAUGAACUCCUGAGCUGCUUGGCAAAGUUUGAUGAAGAUGUCUCCCUAGAAGCAACAUCUCAAUUUCUCCGUUUCUCAAGUUUAAACAUAUCGAAGACUACCCACGCGGCUUUCAUCCUCAAUUCAGCUUUCUUCCAGAAAUAUCAUUUCUCAGCCGGUUCAGAGGCCCCAGCAGCCCAGAAUCCGCCGCGAGUCUGGACGUGUAAAGUUCAAAUUCGAGCCUUGCUGUCUAUUUUCAAACGCCGACUUGCAGAAUCGCGAGACAAAGACACAGCACUUGAGACGUGUGAAUGCGAGCUCCAAGCAAAUUCUGAUCAGGCUGAAUGCCGCCUGAUAUUCCGGCUCAAUUGUAAACAGGGCGUCAUCAAGACAUAUCGACUCUUCUAUGAGUCCGGUGAGAUUUUACAUGCUACCUUCGAUCGAGUUGGCUCUACCAACCACUGGACUGUAUCAUCUCGAACACUCAGAGACGUGGUUGAAUAUUUCGGCCCGAAGACGGAUCAGCUAGAUUGGUUCUACCAGGAUGGUAAAGUCACUUUUACGAGCUACACGGAGAAAAUCCAGAGCGGCAGAGAAAUCCUCAAGCAACCAAUGCACACUUCGGUUGCUCUUGAGCGGAAAGACUUUGAUGGAUUUGAUGUACAGGAAGGGUUACACAUAGGGACUAUGGUGAAAGACUUUCGGGCCAUUGUCGCACACGCAGAGGCCAUGCGUGUUCAAGUUACAGCCAGAUAUUCGCGUGGCAAUCGACCGAUGCAGAUCAGCUAUGAGAGUAAUGGCCUAGUUGCGGAGUUCACACUAAUGACUAGGGGAACGAGCAAUGUCCCGAAUACAUCACAGGCGAGCACACCCGCACGUGAGAUUUCCAUGCGUUCAGCAUCGCGACCACCCGAGACACUGAUAGGCACUGAAGCAUCAACCGCUGUUAAAGCCAAGCGGCAAGCAAAAUCUGCAGAAAUGCCACCACCCGCUCGAACCUCGUUCCAUGACACCGCUCAACCGUCACUAACUAAGACGGGCUCGCGGGACGGUGCGCCAGCACCUUCCGCCAGCAUAAAUCCUGACAGUUUAUUCAUCCCGGCUGACGAUGAUGAUCAGCAAUGGGACGAGCCGAACUUCGAAGAAGAGGCCGAUAUCGUUACAUGGGACAACACGUCUGAGGACGUCUCGGCUUCAAGUUCCGUCCGUAGGAUUCGUGAUUCAGAAUCACAUUCGUUUGCACAACUACGGGACCAAGCGCCACUCGUUACGUCUUUCCCACAUGAAAUUGCGCCAACGCAGCGACUAUCGCAAGUUCGAGGGAUCUUUGAUUGA